Messenger RNA from Pungitius pungitius (ninespine stickleback), 1252 nucleotides. RefSeq names its product myozenin-2-like. Lineage: Eukaryota; Metazoa; Chordata; Actinopteri; Perciformes; Gasterosteidae. Gene Ontology annotation, cellular component: actin cytoskeleton; Z disc. The record is from RefSeq and is a predicted model, not a curated record. The coding region runs from base 214 to 999 and encodes 261 amino acids. Gene Ontology annotation, molecular function: telethonin binding; actin binding; FATZ binding. The transcript has 6 exons.
AACACUCCCUCUAUCCAUCCUCACUCUCAUAUCCCUCUGCUAAAAUAAGCCAGUGAGGUAAGCACCCGAGGCCUCCCGGGAUGGGUUUAUAGCCCCUGCUCCUUGUGUGCUGAGGAGUCCGAGUGGAGCGUGGAGGCAUCCCAGCCCUCAGUACGGGAUAAACCCCCCCAGACUUCAGCCUCAGCACCCCACGUACAGGAGACACAGAGCAAGAUGAUGAUGAUGAUGAUGAUGAUGAUGCAGCCAGGCUUGGAUGACAUGACUAAGCAGAGGAUCUUGCAGGCUAAGGCCCUGUGUAAGGAGGCCAGGGGAGAGGGUCCGAGCCUCGGGAAGAAGAUCAGCGUCCCAAGGGACGUGAUGAUGGAGGAGCUCAACCUUCCAUCUAAUCGAGGCUCUCGCAUGUUUCAGGAGAGACAGAAGAGGGUGGAGAGGUUCACGCUGGAGAAUAUGGCUAACGACGCCUACAACAGCAGCACUGUCCAUCCAGAGGCCAACCCUCCCCCGCAGAUCUUCACUGAGCCGCAGGGGGGGAAAGAGAACCAGGCUUUCUCCGUCCCUGGUAAGCACAGCCUGGCCAUGAACCUUCAGAAGACUGUAGCAAAGAAGGGCAGUCCAGAUGUCCUCGCUCCAGGAUAUUCGGGUCCCCUGAAGAACGUUCCUCACGAGAAGUUCAACACAACAGUCACUCCCAAAUCCUACCGCUCCCCGUGGAGCAGAGCUCUGGGGGACAACGUAGAGCUCCUGGACGCCAUAAAUACCCAGCUGCCCCAGCUCCCACAGACACGACAACCUUCCAACUACAGGUGCUUCAACAGAUCGGCGCUGCCAUUCAGCGGAGCCACAGCCAGCCAGAGGGGGAUCCCAGUGAUUGGCUUUGAUGCAGUGGAAUCCCAAAACCUGCCCCGCAUCACUCUGGACCGCAUGUGUCGACGGCCCAACUUCAACAGAGCGCCAAGGGGGUGGGGCAUUGGUUACAGCCCUGAAUCCAAUGAACUAUGAAAGGGGCUGAUCAGCUAAAGACUGAAGCGAUGACCUCCUCCAACGAAGCAGGAGGCCAAGAAACACACGGCUGCAUGUUUGACGUGGUUUUCUACGGCUUAAGAGGUUUGGACAGAUGAGGUAAACUCAAACCCUUCACUAGCACCGUGGAGUCCAACACAACGCCGUCUGGGGUUAAACCGCUUUGUUUCUGUUUGUUAUCCGUAGCUGUGUGAGAUCCAGUCAAUACCCGACACCCUUCUUUUCCAACUCA